CGAAAGUGGAAAUACCGAACUUUUUAGCGCGAAUUUUUUCCCGGUUUAAAAGUCAAACAGCAAGUGUUCUGGUCACUGGUUCUGGUGCUUUCUUUCAAAUUUUUCAAAGUAUGGGCGCUUUAGAAAAGCUUUUAUACGUUUUAGACUUAUUAGCAAGCUUUAUUUUAACUCGUUUUCCGUACGUAUGUAUUUUAACGUCACUUUUACAAGCGGGACAGAGGCAAAUUAGACAACCUGAUUCAUGGUUGGAGGCAAUGGUUCACCCCACCUACGUCCACGCGAUGAUAUAUUUUAUUUGUGGCGGUGGUAUGACAGUGGAUUCCACAAGAAGGGUUGCUGGGUUUGGUGCGGCUGCUCAUACCGGAUUCUUUGCCGUAAAGACUUUGGUUAAACCUCGUUUUUCAGAAUGGUUAAUGGUAAGUAGUUGAAAUAUUAUGCUUCCCCCCCCCCGGUUCUUUUAGCAAAGUAGCACAGUAUAGGGACCAACAGAACAUUGACUCAGCCAAAAAGGCAUAACCAAUGCCACACCAUGAUUUGCAAUGAUUCGUCAUCAAAAUGCUGUCGCCAUCUUCCUAGCCAAUGUGAUGAGAGGUAUUUCCCCCCUGAAUGUCCACCAUUUUCAGGGGGGUGAUGCACUGGCUAGGACCAUGGCAACAGCAUAAUAUACAGUGUUCUCAUAAUAAAACAGCCAACAAAUUAAUGAGAUAUUUACUGUAAUAAAUAUUUUGUCAAAUUUGUUACAAAUAUUAAUGAAACCUUGCAAAUUACGAGUUUAUGUUUGUUAACUGCAGUAAGCAACUUGCCAAGUUGGCUUUGCAAGUUCCACACAGCAAUAUUCCAAAUUUAGAAACGUAUUUGGGAAUAUUCUUAAGAAAUUUGGGAGCUGCAUUUUCAAUCGACAAUAAUCAAAUUAUCAUAAAUUGACAGAUUAAAAUAUUCGCAAGAAAUGUUGCUAUCGCUGGUGGAUACCUAUUAGUAGCUGGGGGUCUUGUCGACAGCAAAAAAUCACCAAACCUACGCCCAUCGUUACUUCAACUUGGCCGACAAACACAAGCCUUUUAUGCCAUUUUUAAUGGCUACCUGUUAUGGGCAAGUCCUGCGGAUCGUGCCGUCCACAUCUCGCAUCUACCUCUGGGACGGUUGGUGACAACGUGUUUAAUAAUUUUAUUCAUUCUAUGCGGAAUUAUGCUUUACGGGGGAUUACAGGUCCCAUACUUCGCUCGGCUGGUGGCGUGGAUGUUGGUCAUAGUGACGGUUUUUGUCGAGUUUGACACAAAAUAUUGGAAGAUUAGGGGCAUGCCAUUUUGGGAACAGGUACUUGUCGGGUCACAGAAUAUCUGUGCUAUUGCAAAUUUGAUCAUACUUGGUAGGAUUAGGGAAUGGUAGCUUUUAAUUAAUCAAGUUUCUAGACAAUUUUGUCUUCAUACUCAUAAAUACACAGCAGUCUGAUAAAAAUGAGCUAGGAUUUCAUUGUUUUGAGCAAAGGACCUUUGUCAAAAAAGUUAGCAGUAACUUUGUCACUAAUAGAUAAAGUUGUGUCAUGGGUGCUAAAAACUGCCCUCCAGUUUUUGAAAAAACAUAGUAAUCUCUUUUCUCUGAAGACCGUUUUUGCUAUAAAGGUCACAAAAAUCACUAUUGUAUAAAGAAUCAGGAAGGCUACCCAUGACAAAGGCACUUUGCUCAAAAUCCAUUGCUUUAUCAGAAAACACUCAGUUCAUUGUUAAAUUGUCUCAUAUUGAAGCUGUAGAAAUAUUACUAAUUAACAGAAAAGAUAACAAACUACUGUUUAGAAAUAUUUAUUCACAAGACACACAAGUUCAUUUGUACACGUAUUAGCAUUGCAAAGGGCGAAAGCAAUUCUGAUCUACUGUAUGGAUCGGAAAUACUACAACUUUGUAAUCCGACAUCAGCUUUUCUGUAGUUCAUAGAUCUAAACAGAGAAAAAUAGAGGUUUCAAAACAAGAUUUUGGACACUUGUUCAAUAUAAUUAAAUGCAGAUGGUUUUUGGAGAUGGUAUUUUCAACUGGAUUUGUGGUCAAUUCUCGGCA
Messenger RNA from Paramuricea clavata, 2048 nucleotides. Lineage: Eukaryota; Metazoa; Cnidaria; Anthozoa; Malacalcyonacea; Plexauridae. The record is from the annotation of a GenBank genome assembly.